Molecule: messenger RNA, 4779 nt
Organism: Rhea pennata
Lineage: Eukaryota; Metazoa; Chordata; Aves; Rheiformes; Rheidae
Gene: SRI
Product: sorcin
Exons: 8
Coding region: 186-782 (198 amino acids)
Molecular function (GO): calcium ion binding
Source: RefSeq, a predicted model, not a curated record
UCGGGGCGCAGACGGGCGGCCGCUUGCCUCUGGCGGGGUGGCGAGGCGCGGGGCCGUGGGCAGGCGGCCCUUCCCGGAACGUGCCCGCCCGUGCCCCCCCCACCUCGAGUGGCGGAGUGGUUCCGCCCGGGCGCUGGGCGCUGGCCGGGCGGUAGUGAAGGCGGCCGGGCAGGUGCCAGCAGAACAUGGCGUACCCGGGGCAGCCCGCCGCCGCCGGCGGUUACUACCAGGGCGGGUAUGGAGGAGCUCCAGGAGGACCAGCGUUCCCUGGACAAGCUCAGGAUCCUUUGUAUGGUUAUUUUGCUGCAGUGGCUGGGCAGGAUGGACAAAUAGAUGCUGAUGAGCUACAGAGAUGUCUGACCCAGUCAGGGAUCGCAGGAGCAUAUAAACCUUUCAACUUAGAGACUUGCAGACUCAUGAUCUCGAUGCUGGAUAGAGAUAUGUCUGGUACACUGGGAUUUAAUGAGUUUAAAGAACUCUGGGCUGUGGUCAAUGGCUGGAGGCAACACUUCAUAAGUUUUGACAACGACAGAAGUGGCACAGUGGAUCGUCAAGAACUAGAGAAAGCCUUGACAAACAUGGGAUUUAGAUUGAGCCCACAGGCAGUGUCAGCAAUCACAAGGCGAUACAGCACCCGUGGAAAGAUUACAUUUGAUGAUUACAUUGCCUGCUGUGUAAAACUCAGAGCUCUCACAGAAUGUUUUAGAAGAAGAGAUGCAUCUCAGCAAGGUUUUGUAAACUUCCAGUAUGAUGAUUUCAUACAGUGUGUAAUGAGCAUCUAAGUCAAAAAGAAGGAAGCUGUGGAUGAUCACAAUUACCAUAUUACCAUUCCGGUUUGUCUUUUGCUUUGCCAAAAGUUAUCAUGACUGUAUAUCUUAAUUUUGUAAUUUGCAUAUUUUAAAAUUACUGAAUUAUGCACUUGCCUUUAUUUAGUUUUAAUAAUGAUUAAACUAAAGUACUGUCAUCUUUAACCUCUAUUAAAGAUUUUUUUUUUUUUUUACAUAAACUUGUAAGUCACUAUGUGUAACUCAAAUUAUGUAGACAGUAAACUUUUCUGUAAUGUAUUUACUUCUGACCAGUUUCUGGAGUGCAGCUUGUCUUAUUUCAGACUUAAACAGUAUCAUGUAGACGAUGAUACAUAAGCUGAUACAUAUUCUUUUGUCUUUGACAGUAUAAGGCAGAUGUACAAAUAGAAAGAGUUAGCUUUUGGAAUCAACAUUUUACUGUGAUCUGUUAGAACAUCAGAAAAUUGAAGUUGCUUGUUUUGACAGCGAGGUGUUUUGGGGAUAAGUCAGUGGCACCAGGCAUUGUAAAUUGACCUUACUAGAAUUUCUUUCAAGCAGGGAUGUAUAGAAAUGUAGCACAGAACUUUUGACAGAGUGAUCUUGUUUACAGUGCUUUUAUUCCAGAAAAAUUAUCAUUGUUUGUGUCUGUAUAUUAAAACACUUCUAAAUGUUUAAAACUACUCACUGUCAGUUUAAUAUACGUCCCUUUUAACUAUGAACUUUGUCAGACUACAGUUACCUGUAAAUUAAUGUUUCUAUCUUCUUAACAAGUCCUCUUCCUGCCUUUCUAUAAAGACCAAAACCCACUUUGAAAAACUUUUACCCAUCUACUUAAGAUCACAGCAUGUCAUUACCUCUGCUGUGGACCUUACAUAGGGGCAGCUACAGAAAAGCAAGACUUUUUGGCCUGAGAUUUUCCAGGGCAAAAACGAUUUAAUUUAUAACAGAAAUAAAAACAGCUGCCCUUUUUAAGAGAAGAAUGGCAGAGGGAGGAACAUAAAUAUAUGGAAUUAGUUGAAACUUUUUUCCAAUUAAAUAAAGUCUUGGAAUUUUGGUUAAUUUUUGUCAUUUCUGCCUGCCACAGAAGAACAAUAGAUUAUUUUUUUCCCAGCUUUACCUAAUGCAAAGAAUCCCAGAUUCUUGCUGUUAGAAGAAUUGUAUUUCUUAUCAUGGUUUAGGGCACUUCUGGCAAAGGCACGCUUCUAGGGAGGAGCCUUUGUCCUUGAGGAUGAAAGCACGAAGUAAGUGUGUGUGAAAGUAAAAAAUAACUCUGUCACUGGACAAACAAUGGAAAUAAUUCUCAGGGGAGAAGGCUUGCUGCAAGAUGUGGUUUUAAACCCUUGUCAGCUGAGAAUAGUGUGGAAUCCUGGUCUCUAGCUUCUAGGCUAUAUAUACAAAGUGGGCUGGUACCACCUGAAGAAGCAAAUAGUGCUUCUUAAAAUCCUGUGUAUAAUGCUGUUAAUUUCAUUUCAGAAGUUCUUUCUGGUAUGAAAAGUGAAUUUUAAAGGCAUGAGUGUGAUUGUACACUGUUUUGUUGCAUGUCAAGUUGGGAAACAGACACUGAAUUUUACUAAGAGCCUUUCUAACAUAGCAACCAAAAUUUAGGUACAGAGGUUGACUGAAGUAGCCAAGAGCAGUUCUGCUGUAGUUCAGAAAAUUCAUGGCUGAAGCGAUGAAAGUUAAGAAAGUGUGAUGCAAAAGGCCAUUCUUUCUGUAGGAUUUUGAUUAGACUAUUUUGCACAAAUGCAGUAUUCAGUAUCCUUACACCUUAAAAAUGAUGAGACUUCUUUACCAAAACUCAUUACCUGCACAACUUUUAUCUCAUAUUUUUACUUAGUUAUGUUUCUGAAAUUACUGAUGACUAUGUGAAGGAAAACAUUACACAAGAAUGAAUGUAACAUUUUUGAGUGUAACUUAAGAUGAUCUGAGGCCUCCAGAAGUUCCACAGUCCAUUACACAUAUGAAGUUCUGCUAUAGAUUGAGACAUACUGAUGAAAUAAUAUGUGGGAGUGAAAUUGCACCUACAAGUAAAAGCUUGGCUUAACUGUUUGGCAUCUGGACUGGGAUGAAAAAUAGUCCAGUUUAUUAAAAUAGAUUUAUUGUGAGAAUAGAUAAAUGUGGUAUUUUGGGAAACAAAAUACAAAGUAGGUGAGGAUUUGGUAGGACCAGUCACUAUUUGUCUUUUUUUUUUAAUGUGUGUAUAGUAUGUGUGAAUAUAUAUAUAUAUAUAUAUAUAUAUAUACACACACACACACACACACACUCACUUUUAAAGUGAGUGGGCAUAACUAACGUCUACAGCACUGAAAGAAGAGCAACAUAUACUCCAAGUUUGCUUCCUCAGUUUGCUUCCCCAGGUGGAAUUACAUUUUAGUGCUGACCAACUACUGGGCCUCAAAAGACUGCAAAAACAACUAUAUACAAUAUGUACAACCAACAAGCUUGGUUUUUGUUUUGUUUUGUUUUUUUACAGAUCUUAGAAACACUAAACAAAGAAACCUGUAAAACAAAGAGUGAGCUCCAAAAACCAGGAAUGAAUUCUAGUUUGAACCAAAGAAAGAGUUGCCUUUUGUUGUCAAUAUGCAUUUCCAAAACCACGGGGUUCACAGGAACUGAUAGGUUAGAUCAUCUUCCUUGUCCAUAUAGAUACAAACUGAGGGGAAAAAAUACGAUUACUAUUGAGUGAUUUUAAGCGAAGUUGUCAUAUUACAAAAAAAAAAAAAAUUCCAAAAUGGCUUACCUAUUAAGAGUAUGUUCAGCAAGCAACUUGAAGUUACAGUCUGGUUGUUUUAGCAAGACACAGUUCUCUAACUUAAAGAGCUUCCCUUUCCCAAAAGGCAUAUUGGGAAGGUUCCCUGUAUGAUUGCAAGUGGGGUGAUUGCUCUUGAAUUUCAUGCAAAUUGGGAAUCGUUUUGCUGCUGUAGGCUUGGUUCUCUGUAACAGUAGUCUCUAGUUUACAGAAAUACAUGAUUUUGAUUACUAUUAAUGGGAAGAAAGAAUUCACACGCUUUUCUAGGUUGCCCUCAGACAUGCAAACCUAAAGUACAAUAAUUUCAGGUUUAUAACUGUGGGAACUUAAAGCUUUAAAAAGCUUGUAGGACCAUUUUCAGUUUUAAAAAUUGCAAAAUAAUAACUUCUGGAUUCUUUUACUAGCCAUUAUCGCUUUUUCCUAUGCAUUCACUGUCACUUUUUAAAGAGAACUUUAAAAUAGGAUAUGUAAGUGUAAAGAAAAUGUAAAUGAAGAAAUGAAAAAGAAUGUAGAGACUUGCAAGAACAAAAUACACACCAGAGUCUUUGUCAUUGAAAGUCACUUUACUGAUGUUACAAUAUGUUAGUUACAUUGAAAACCACAGGCAUUGUAUUAAAUACUCUCAUAGAAGUGGAUAUUGUGAUGCUGUUAUUAAAAGUGAGCAGGAAUUUAGAAUCCCAAAUUACAAUGGUUUUAUUUAUAAAAAGCAACGUUUUGUUUAGCUACAUGAAAGCCAGAUUCAUUCACUUCAACAGCCCAAUGCCUGUAAUGUUUAUGACAAAAAUAUCACACUCAAAGCUACAAAGUUGUAAAUUGCAAUGCUUCAUUUUGGUGUUUGUCAAAAUCUUUUGUUUCUAUUUUGUCAUGUAAAAGUUUUUAAAGGGUUUUGACUAGCAAAUACAACAAUACGAUGUAGACUGAUUGUUUUUGCUAACAUUAGCCCGGUCCCAGUGGUGAAACAAGAUUCUCCUUACCUCUCUAAACAUUUUACCAAUAGGGGCUAACAUCAGUGAAAAAAUAGAUAGCUUUUUCUUACAGCAAUGCCCAAGAUCAACAUUAGCACAAAAUGAAGCUGGCAGAGCCAACUGGUAUAUUCUACCCCCAAAGCUUUGCUGAAAGAACUGGUCAUACUGUAAAUAGUGUUUUCUCCAGCAGAUUAAAAAUUCUGUAAUGUCUUGCUAUUCUGAAAAAAAUAUUUUGCAUUUAUGCAACAAUAAAAAUAAGUAUUGUAUUCUAUAUAAAACA